AUGGGGAAGGACCAGGAGCUGCUGCAGGCGGUGAAAACCGAGGACCUGCUUACAGUGCAGAAGCUACUGCAAAGGCCCCGGCCAGGGAAAGCAAAGUUGCUUGGGUCUGCAAAGAAAGUGAAUGUCAACUUCCAGGAUACAGAUGGAUUUUCUCCUCUGCAUCAUGCGGCCCUCAAUGGGAAUCUGGAGCUCAUCACUUUGUUGCUGGAGUCACAAGCAGCUGUUGACAUCAGAGACCAGAAAGGCAUGCGACCAUUGCACUAUGCGGCCUGGCAAGGGAAGGCCGAACCCAUGAAGAUGCUCUUAAAAUCUGGAUCAUCUGUUAAUAUCCAGUCAGAUGAAGGACAAAUUCCUCUCCACCUGGCAGCGCAGCACGGACAUUAUGAUGUGUCUGAAAUGCUGCUGCAGCACCAGUCCAACCCAUGCAUUGUGGAUAACGCAGGCAAAACACCUCUGGACCUCGCCUGUGAGUUCGGCAGAGUCGGGGUUGUCCAAUUAUUGCUGUCAAGUAACAUGUGUGCUGCUCUACUGGAACCCAAGAAAGGAGAUACCACCGAUCCCAAUGGGACAUCUCCUCUACACUUGGCUGCCAAGAAUGGACACAUUGACAUUAUCAGACUGUUGAUCCAGUCGGGAAUAGACAUCAACCGACAAACCAAGGCGGGUACUGCCCUGCAUGAGGCUGCCCUCUGCGGCAAGACCGACGCGGUGAGACUCCUGCUGGAAAGCGGUAUAAACGCUACAGUGCGUAACACCUACAGCCAGACUGCGCUGGACAUCGUGUAUCAGUUCACUGCAACCCAAGCAAGCAGAGAGAUCAAGCAGCUACUCCGGGAUGCAUCAGCUGCUCUUCAGGUUCGAGCAUUGAAAGAUUACUGCAACAAUUAUGACUUAACCAGCCUCAACAUCAAAGCAGGGGAUGUCAUUACGGUGCUGGAGCAGCACCCCGAUGGACGCUGGAAAGGCUGUAUCCAUGACAACCGAACAGGAAACGAUAGGGUGGGCUACUUCCCUUCUACAAUGGUGGAGGUCAUCAGCAAAAGAACAGGUUUGGCCAGCACAGUCAUUUGCACUCAACAGUUUCAAAAGAUACCGCUGGUUGCCCCGGCGACGGUUGCCCCUGCCAACGUGGUAGUCAACGGCAACGACACCACGUUCCAUCAGAUCCAUAUCCUGCCUCCACCGCCUCCUCCUCCACCACAUUCCCAUCAGCCACUGCUUCCACUUUUCACUUCCUUUGGCUAUAACAGGUCGCCCGUGACAACCCCACAGGGAGACACCCCCACUGCCCCAGGUUGUCGUGGCUCAGAGGCAAGUCCUCACAGCUCCCCCACCACGUCCUGUGGGCCCCACGGAGGCUCCAACGAAGAGAUCUGGGUACUGCGCAAGCCUGUGGCAGGCGGAGACCGCAGCAGUUUAGGGAGUUCUAGCAGCGUGACCAGCGUGAGGUCAUCAGGCAGUGGUCAGAGUGCUGGAAGUGCUGCACAUAUCCUCCAUGCGCAGGCUGAAGGGGUUAAGCUUCUAGCCACAGUUUUGUCUCAAUCGACCAAAGCCAAGGAACAUCUGCUGGAGCAGUCCAAGUCAGUAGACCAGCCUUCAGGUUCUGCCAGUUCCUCUCGGACAUCGAGCCUAUCAGGCUGCCCUCUCCAUGAAGCGCCACCUUACGAUGCCACAAUGAACAGGAAGGGGGAGGCGCCAGGAGAUGGGAAGAGUUCAGAGGCAGUUUUCCAAUGGCUGAGCGACUUUCAGCUGCAGGUCUACGCUCCCAACUUCCUGGGUGCUGGUUAUGAUUUGCCCACAAUUAGCCAAAUGACCCCCGAGGAUCUGACAGCCAUUGGAAUAACUAAACCAGGUCACAGAAAGAAGAUGACAACAGAGAUUAAUAAACUGAGCAGCACAGAAUGGGUGCCUGAACAAAAACCUGCCAGUCUAGGAGAAUGGUUGUGUGCUAUUGGUCUAAGUCAGUACCACCAGGUAUUAGUACAGAAUGGUUAUGAAAACAUCGAUUUCAUCACAGACAUCACUUGGGAGGACCUACAGGAAAUUGGCAUUACCAAACUGGGCCAUCAGAAGAAACUAAUGCUGGCAGUGAAGCGACUGGCUGAAAUGCAACGCAAUUCAGAUGGGCGGGGCUCCCUCAGAAAGAAGCCCCCACCAAUCACGCAGCAGCAGGAAGUAAUGUCAAUGGAAGGCCCGCCACCAGAUGAUCUGAUGUCUCCUAAAAUGAGCACCUUCCAGGACAGUGAGUUGAGUAGUGAGCUGCAGAAUGCCAUGACCCACUCAGCUCAGGAGGUCAAAGCUCAGCCAGUGCGUCGUCUUAACAAGGAACCUGAUGAAAUGAACUCUGGAGGUGGAGGAGGACCACCCAAAAAGGAGGCAAGGACAAUGAGGCAGCAGAGCAGCCAAGGAAGCACCUCCUCUCACAGAAGCAGUGUGUCAUCUCAAGGCAAACACCGUCACUCCCACUCACAGCCCGCACCCCCCUACACACCUCCACACACUCCAACCAAGACCAGGAACUCGUCAUCUUCUUCCACCUCCUCAAUCCAGAGCACAUCAUCUCCCCAGUCCAAACACAGGGUGUCACCCCAGUUCAUCCAAGGUGAAGGACCUCUGUCGCCACGUUCACACGGCUCUCAGUCUCCAAACCAUCAUAGUGCUCCUGUCCUAUCUCCACAGCAGAAUCAAAUCCCCUAUCAGAACCACCCACAGGGGACUGGUGAUUGUACCCAAGCACAGGUCCCAUACCUCUGUCUCCCACCAGAAGCUGGGCUUGCAGAUGGGGAUGAAGCUGAUCCCUCUGCACACCAGAAAAAGCGUGCCAACAGUCUCAAUCGUCAUACUGCUUCGGAUGGCGAGUGUGACGAGAGGACUGUGUCUGGAAGAGGACGUGGUGGGGAAGGAACGAUCACCACAGGUCAAGGCUCCAACAUUAGAUCAGAAGAUGGUAAAUAUGCCACUGUCACCCACCGUGUCAGCCGCAGUCACUCUGUACGCAACCAGGAUAAAGCUCUUACUCGUAACCAGCCCCAGUCUAUUACUUUGCGCCAGAAGAAAAAAGGGCCACCCCCUCCACCUCCCAAACGCUCCAGCUCUGCGAUAUCGACCUCGAACUCUAACCUGACAGAAGGGAACACACCACUGCAAGUCGUGACUACCACUGAUGGAAUGUUGGAUGUGCCUUACCACCAACAACGACGGGCAAGCGACUUGGGAGUAUCCGUUGAAACGGGAACUGUGGAGACAAACAGCAUGGGAAGCGUGAGGAGCAUUGCUGCUAUGCUGGAAAUGUCUUCUAUUGGCGGUGGAGCCAAGGGGAUGGCACUACAGAAGAACUUCCUGCAGGCAGGGAAAACACGCGAAACCAUUGGUCUGGAUGGAGAAGUUGUGAACCGAAGACGGACCAUUAGCGGGCCCGUCACUGACCUAGUGGCAGCUGCAAAGCGCGACCAGCCGACACUAUCCGUCGUCUCCCAGCCUGAAUCCUCCUCACCCCCUGUAACAUCAUCGUCCCCAAAUCCCAGCCCCGGUGGAAGUGGUAGCUCUUCUGAAAACCUGCCGUUUGCAGAGGAGGGAAGCCUGACUAUUCGCCGACAAGGUCGCGAAGGACAGUGUGUAUUUUGUGUCUGUCUGCAGGGCGACGGCGAGGGAUCCCAGGGGGAUGGAGGUUACACUGAAGAAGACAUCUCCCGGGUGGAAGCCACUGCAACCUUAAAGCGACGGCCGCGCAGCUCAAAGACCCACCCGAAUGGCUCUGGCUUCACCCUCCAGGAGUCAUCCACCGUCAAACGGAGGCCCAAAAGUCGCGACAAGGAGCCAGAGGGCUACGCAGACGGAGAUGCCCCUGGUAGCGGAGUGCCAAACACCACACAGCCAGUACCUUAUCAAAAUGGCACAGCCACAGUGAAACGUCGCCCGGUGUCUGAUGUCGAAGUGACAGAGCAGCCACAGCCUCAACCCCAACCACUAACUCAACCAGAAGCUCAACCCCAAUCCCAAGUAAGUGCUGCUCCGAGAAGGGAAAGUUUGGACCAAGGAGUUCCAGUGGGCAAUGAAGAAGCUCCAGUGAAAAAACCUAAGCCUCCGGUUUCCCCGAAACCAUCCGUGGCACAGAUCAAAAGACAAGGGGGCCCACAGAACAGUCCGCAGACGGCCUCAAACAAAAGAGUGCCACUGCCGGGACCAGGGACACCUGGCAGUCCAGUGGAAGGAAAAAAGAUUCCUCCUCCAGUCUCUCCAAAACCUGCCCCCCCACCCACGGCGCCAAAGCCAGCCAAACUGAUCCACUCCAUGACCAGCCCCUGUUCCCCGACCUCGGCCACGCCUCCGGCAAAGCUGCACCACGCAGUAGCCAGGCAGACCAGCUCGCCACCCUCACUUCCGAAUUCCAACACCCCCAGCCCACCAAACGUGAAGUUACCAAGCCCGUCCGCGCAAAGUCCUCAUACCCCGCAGACCCCCACCACGCCGCAGACUCCUCAGACACCUGCCACUCCCAGCCCGCCAGUCAAGCCUCCUCGCUCCUCCAUAGGAGGUGUAUCUGUUGACAGUGGGAUGACGGCGGUAGGAAUGAAUGCGCCGCUAUCGGCGACGACAGACUUUGGGGUAGAUUCUUUGGUGCAUCAGAAGCUGGAGGAGACGAGUGCAUCGCUAGCUGCUGCCCUGCAGGCUGUUGAGGACAAAAUACUGCGGCAGGAGGAUUCCGUGACAGAGCAGAAGACCACCGUGAGCAUCCUCGACGACAUCGGCAGCAUGUUCGACGACCUGGCCGACCAGUUGGACGCCAUGUUGGAGUAA
This is a messenger RNA of Nerophis lumbriciformis (worm pipefish), 4797 nucleotides long. NCBI's taxonomy places the organism in Eukaryota, Metazoa, Chordata, Actinopteri, Syngnathiformes, Syngnathidae. The record is from RefSeq and is a predicted model, not a curated record.